CAAACAAGAUGCAGGCGGUCAAGCGGAGGAGUUCCGCCGUCAACAGUUCUGUCUGCAGUCAGGAUGGUCUGGGCUGCGGUGCUGCUGCUCGGUGUCAUAGCUUCGUGCCGGGCUGAGUUCGCUCCUCCCACAGUGAAUAUCAGCCUGGAUGAAGACCCAGACGUACGAUGGAUGCCUCUGCUCAAAGUCUUUGACGUUGAGUACCUAAAGAAAGCUGCCACAGAGGUCAUCGACUCUACAGUUCCAAAAUGGGUGCAUCAUGCACUCACACCUAUUGUGAUGGCCUUGGAGAAGUACGUCCCUCAGCCGUAUGCGGGAGAGAUCCGCGGCUUGGCCUCACACUUUGGAGCAAGUCUGUCAGAUGUCAUCGUUCUUAACUUCGCCUAUGAAGUAUCUGCAUUUUGCACUAGCAUCAUAGCUCAGGACAAAAAUGGGCAAGUGUACCAUGGCAGGAAUCUUGAUUAUCCACAUCCUGUUCUGAGGAAUCUGACUGUCAACGUAAUUUUCCUCAGGAAUGGAGAGGUUGCGUACCGUGGAACAUCCUUCGCUGGCUAUGUUGGAUUGUGGACAGGACAGAGUCCUAACAAGUUUACUGUCACUGGCAACCAGCGAGGCAGUGAACACUGGUGGAACUGGUGGAAAAAUGUGGUGUCUGCUGUCCUCUUUCAUAGAUCCCCUGUCAGCUGGCUGGUGAGAGAGACACUGGAGGAAGCAGAGAACUUUCAGGAUGCGCUGAUGCGUCUCUCCAAAAUCCCCAUCAUCACCGGAGUGUAUUACAUUGUGGGCGGGGUGCGAGCAUGGGAAGGGGUCGUCAUCACCAGAGAUCGAACGGGCCCUGCUGACAUCUGGCCACUGGAUCGUAUGAACAGAGGAUGGUACAGGGUGGAGACGAACUUUGACCACUGGCUUCCUCCCCCAGCUUCAGAUCAUCGAAGAGAGGCAGCCAACAAAGCACUAAAUGCUACUGGCCAAGAUCACAUAAAUAUGGACACACUUUAUCAGGUUUUGUCGCUGUACCCAGUGUGUAAUGGACAUACUGUUUACACAACAGCGAUGAGUGCGGCAGCCCCUGAGAAGUACAAUACAGCUGUCAGGCCACAGGGCUGCUCCAUGGCCGACAGAUAUCCAGCAGAUUUGUGAUGUGGUGUGUGCCUGAACAGCAUAACAUUGUUAGAAUGCAGGGUCAUGAUCAGAUGGAGAUGGGAUUAGGAGAGAACUCGACUUGAGCCCUUGUAGGAUGACAGUGCUUUUCUGCCUCUAGUCAAAGAAAAUUUGGAUUAUUUUUGUAACUUUAUGUACCUGCAGUUUAUAUCUCAAGCUUUAUUAGAAAUAAAGAUAAUUAAAUCACUGUGAGUCAGCUGGAGAACUUUUCUGGAGCAGGGAAAUGACAGAAAUUAAACACAAGUUAAAACUAGAGAAAUGCAUUUUCUGAAGAAAAUGUGUGUGGAUGCUGAGUGCUGAAGGACUGCCGUGAAAAUGCAG
Messenger RNA from Monopterus albus (swamp eel), 1482 nucleotides. RefSeq names its product N-acylethanolamine-hydrolyzing acid amidase. The record is from RefSeq and is a predicted model, not a curated record. Lineage: Eukaryota; Metazoa; Chordata; Actinopteri; Synbranchiformes; Synbranchidae. Gene Ontology annotation, biological process: fatty acid metabolic process. The transcript is spliced from 11 exons. Gene Ontology annotation, cellular component: lysosome. Gene Ontology annotation, molecular function: fatty acid amide hydrolase activity. Bases 64 to 1140 code for a protein of 358 amino acids.